AGGGGGGAAGAGAUGAUCGAGAUGGCAGCUGAGAAGGAGCCGUUCCUCGUGCCGGCCCCGCCGCCGCCACCCCUCAAAGCUGAUUCCAGUGGUGGGGGUGGCACUUUGGUGCAGCCACACCGAGAGGCCUCCUCCGGGGAGCUUUGUGGCGGGACAGCUCAGGGACCAAGCCCACAUACACCCACAAUAUCAGGCAGGGAGGGCUUUCCGGCCCCGUCCCCCACUAGGGCUGGCCAGAAUCCGCAUCGGGGUGGUGACCCAAUGGCCCCGAUGGCGCAGGGGGAGGCCCGCCAGUCGGAAGCUUUUGGAGAGGCCCCUCCCCCUGACAUGGAGGAGGAGCGAAGGGGAUGGGGCGGGGCCGAACUAGGGCCCCCAGCACCCCCCAGGCAGCGCAAUGGCUACCAGCCCCAUAGGCCUCCCGGGGGCGGUGGGAGCAAGAGGAGGAAUAGCUGUAAUGUGGGUGGCUUCAAGCAUCCAGCCUUCAAGAAGCGUAGGCGAGUUAACUCGGACUGUGACCCAGUCUUGCCCUCCAAUUUUCUCUUGGGGGGAAAUAUCUUCGACCCUUUGAAUCUGAAUAGCCUCCUGGAUGAGGAGGUAAGUAGAGCACUCAAUGCCGAAACUCCUAAGUCCUCUCCACUGCCAGCUAAGGGGAGGGACCCAGUGGAAAUCCUCAUUCCCAAGGACAUCACUGACCCACUCAGCCUCAAUGCUUGCACUGAUGAGGCCCAAGUGGUUCGUGCCUCACCACUCAAGACUGGUAGGAAGCGACAUCGACAUCGGGGACAGCACCACCAGCAACAGGCUGGCGGACCUGGGGGAAAUGAACCCACCUCCUCUGCACUUCCCCCAACUUCCACCACUCCCUCACUGCAAGGAGAAGCCACCCCCCAGCAGCUGCAACUACGACAGAAGUCCCAAGGCCGGGAUGGCCCCCAGCCUUAUGAACUGAACACUGCCAUCAACUGCAGGGAUGAAGUAGUGUCCCCCCUUCUGCCUGCCCCACAUGACCCCCCAGGCACUCGCGCAGCCCCUUCAGCUGCCUCAGCAACGCCUGCCCCCUUGUCUUCUUCCUCCCGCCACCGGAAACGUCGUAGGACUUCCAGCAAGUCUGAGUCAGGUGCCAGGGCUGGUGGCCAGGGCCCUAAGGAGAAAGUCCGGGCAAGAGGUGGGGGAGGCCGCCAACAUGACCACCCUCUGCCUGCAGCUGGUUUCAAGAAGCAGCAAAGUAAGUUCCAGUAUGGGAACUAUUGCAAGUACUAUGGCUAUCGUAACCCAAAUUGUGAAGAUGGGAGGCUUCGGGUGAUGAGGCCUGAAUGGUUCCAGGGCCGUGAUGUACUGGACCUAGGCUGCAAUGUAGGCCACCUGACCCUAAGCAUUGCUUGCAAAUGGGGACCAGCUCGAGUAGUGGGUGUAGACAUCGAUGCUCGGCUCAUACACUCUGCUAGACAGAACAUCCGACAUUAUCUUUCUGAGGAACUUCGUCUGACACCUCAGCCACCUGAAGGAGUCCAAGGACCAGAAGGUGGUAAGGGGACUGCUACCACCCGAAAGAAGAGCUGCUUCCCUGCCUCCCUGACUGCCAGUCGGGGCCCCAUUGCUGCACCCCAAGUGCCUCUGGAUGGGGCUGAUGCCUCCAUAUUCCCCAACAACGUUGUCUUCAUCACGGGUAAUUAUGUGUUAGAUCGAGAUGAAUUGGUAGAGGCCCAAGCUCCUGAGUAUGAUGUGGUGCUCUGUCUCAGCCUCACUAAAUGGGUGCAUCUGAACUGGGGUGAUGAAGGAUUGAAGAGAAUGUUUCGAAGAAUCUACCGCCACCUACGACCUGGGGGCAUUCUGGUUUUAGAGCCCCAGCCUUGGUCAUCCUAUGGCAAGAGGAAGACACUCACAGAAACUAUCUACAAGAAUUAUUAUCGAAUUCAGCUGAAACCUGAGCAGUUUAGUUCCUACCUAACAUCCCCUGAGGUUGGCUUCUCCAGCUAUGAGCUUGUGGCCACACCCCACAACUCUUCCAAAGGCUUCCAGCGUCCUGUGUACCUGUUCCACAAGGCUAAUUCCCCUACUCACUGAGGAGCCCUUCAAGGACAAUGAUCAGAAGCUGCUCUGUUACUGAGGACCUGUGGGGGAGAGUUCUACCCACAGCUUACUCCUCUUCCUGAUAGCUAAUUUGUUUUCCUGCCAGAAUCUUUAACAAGGAGCCUACCAACCUCCAGCACCUAAGCAUUGGACAUAAUUGGACUAAAAGGUUGUCAUCUCUUUCUCCCCACAGCCUUGUAGGCUGGAUGUUAUGGAUCAUGAACCCUUGCUUUUAGUAAGGGGAACUGGGUGUCCAAAUCUCAAUUGCUCUGGGUCUUCCCUUUUUGUCUCUUCCCCAUCUACCCCUUUGAUUCCUAGCCCCUGGUGGGCACCCUGGCCACGUUUCAGUGGACCAAUUUAGGAUGGGUAUCACCAGAUGCUGCAGAAGUCCCCUCUAGAUGGUCCUUGUGUGAUGGGGGGAAGAGAGGGUCUGGGGUGAAAGCAGCACAAUAAACCUGAUAUUGAAGGCAGUGACCCCUAAA
Messenger RNA from Dromiciops gliroides (monito del monte), 2552 nucleotides. It is a transcript of the gene MEPCE, whose product is annotated as methylphosphate capping enzyme. The record is from RefSeq and is a predicted model, not a curated record. The transcript is spliced from 4 exons. The coding region runs from base 13 to 2064 and encodes 683 amino acids. Gene Ontology annotation, molecular function: O-methyltransferase activity; RNA methyltransferase activity; snRNA binding. Gene Ontology annotation, biological process: snRNA modification. NCBI's taxonomy places the organism in Eukaryota, Metazoa, Chordata, Mammalia, Microbiotheria, Microbiotheriidae.